Messenger RNA from Acaulospora colombiana, 525 nucleotides. The record is from the annotation of a GenBank genome assembly. Lineage: Eukaryota; Fungi; Glomeromycota; Glomeromycetes; Diversisporales; Acaulosporaceae.
AUGGAUCAAACAUCACGUAUAGUCGAUUAUGUAUCGAUUGCGGUUGGAUUAUCUUUACUCGCCUUUUCCGCAUGGUACAUUUACAUGAGGAUGUCAUUGGUGGUUGAACAAUCUAAAAGGAGAUAUCUUGAGAAGUUUGAGUCAGAAGACGAGGAUCAAACGUCUUCGUCCGAAAGUGAUGACGGUGAAAAUGCCGAGUAUUUUGAGGAGACGGCGUCUGAAGCUGGCGAUCAGGAGAAGAUGCAGAUCUUUGUCAAGACCGACAACACCAUCACUCUUGAGGUGGAGUCAACCGACACCAUCGAGGCUGUCAAGGCUAAAAUUCAAAGUAAAGAAGGAAUUCCGUCUGAUCAGCAACGUUUGAUCUUCUCUGGCAAGCAGCUCCUGGAUGACCAUUCUCUUUCUUAUUACGAGGUUCAGAAGGAAUCCACCCUGCAUUUGGUUCUCCGUUUGCUAGGUGGUGGUAAGAAACGUAAGAAGAAGACCUACACCACACCGAAAAAAGUCAAGCACAAGAAACGAAAG